UUGUGUUUUGUUUUGUUUUUUAGUUAAGUUUGGCAUUUAAAUGACUGAAUAUGUCAACUUGCAAUAGAGAUGUCUACCAAGUAGCAACAGUUAAGGUCUUUAAUCGAGUGAAGGGAAUUGCAAUUCAGGGUCAUUUUACUUAGCACCAGGGGCUUGGAAUGCCAGAAGAACAGAAAGAGUAGGGUUUAAAUACACUUGGAGUGGGGAAGAGUGAGCAGCAACUUAGGGGAGCAAUAAUUUACAUCUAGUGAGACCUAGGUAGAGCAAAGGGCCCCGGUGAGAUUCCCAUCUGAUUCAGUCAAUGGGCUCCAGGUACAGUGAGUUUCCAGAUAUAUCACGAGAGCUGCUCUAGUCCAGAGGUCAGUGAAUUCAGGGUAGCCCUUUCUGAUAUAAAUAGCACGGAAUACUGCUAUUUAUCCAUUUCAUUUAAAUAUUCAGUUUGCUGCUAUAAAACGGUGUCAAAGUUUUUGAUGAUCUUAUUUACUUUUUUCCAUUGUGAGUUUCACCUUUUUUUUACAAUUACUAGUCAAUAAUCAUUUAUUAAAAUGCCCUACUAUGUACCAGGCAGUGUGCCAAGCUUUGAGAACAGUGUGGGAUAGAAAGACAGUCCCUGACCUCAAGGAACUUACAAUCUAAUGAGUAUAAAAUACAAAAAAGAAGUGGGGGGGGGUAGGGUGGGGGAAGAGAGGUAUCCAACAUGAGGGCAUGGUGGAGAAAUCAGUCAGAGAAGUCCCAAAGCAGUACAGCCAAAUGAAGAAUGAGUCAAAGGCCUGUUUUUUAGUUUUUACAAAAAAUUAUUUUUCUCAAUUAUCAAGCACUUAUUUUUUUCUGUUCCGAACUUCUAUUCUUUGCACCUGACCCCUCUGGAAAAAAAACCAAAAAUCCUGGUAACAGAUAUGUGUAAUAAAAUUCCCAUGUUUAAUGGACAUUUAGAUGGUGGAAAAAGCAGGAGCUUUGGCUUAUAGAAUCUAGACUCACCAGUACUCAAACAUGUUUCUUCCAGAAAAGGAUGAAAGAUUCUGUAUUGGUAAACACUCCAAACCCAAACUUCAAUUGUUGGGCUCAUUAUGGGUCAUAUUACUCAGAAUAGUCUAGUCCUUUACAAUCACUCUUCAAAUGACAUUGUCAUUACUGGAUACGGCAUUCUUUUGUUUGGCUCCUUUCAUUCUACAUUAUUUCAUGCAAGUCUCUCCAAAAAUCAACCUACUUCUCAUUUCUUACAGCACAGUAGCAUUCUACCACAAUCAUGUCACAAUUUCUUCAGUCCUUCCCAUAUUGAUGGGCAUCCCCUCAAUUUCCAGUUCUCUGCUACCACAUAGAGUUGCUAUAAAUAUUUUAGAAUACAUAGAUUCUUUUCCUUUUUCCUGUUUGCCUUAGGAAACAGCCCAAACAGUAAAUGUCUUAUAACUCUUUGAGCAUAAUUUCAGAUUGUUCUCCAAAAUAGUUGGAUCUGUCCACAAUUCCAAUAGUGCCCUCAUUUUUUGGCAUCUUCUUCAGGAUUUGCCAUUCUCCACUCAUUUUAGUUAAUUUGAUAGGUGUGAGAUGAUAUCUCAGCAUUGUUUUAAUUUGCAUUUCUGUAAUCAAUAAUGGUUCAGAGCAUUUUCAUGACUCUACAUAGCUUUGAUAGAAUAUUCUGUCAUCUUCCCAUAAUUCCUCUGUAUGCUCAACUUAAAAUUUCAUUUUGUUGUCAUUAUUUGGUUACCUUUUUAAAAAAACUCUUACCUUCCAUCUUAGAAUCAAUACUGUGGGAUGGUUCCAAGGCAGAAGAAUUAUAGUGACUAGACAAUGGCAUUCAAGUGACUUGGAUCCAGAGCUAGCAAGUUUGGGCUAGAUUUGAACCCAGGAACUCCCCAUUUCUGGACCUAGAUCAAAAUUCACUGAGCCAACUAGCUACCCUACUUGGUUGCCCUUUAAGAGGGAUUUCUUGCUUUGUUUGAUGCAUCAUAUUUUCUGCAUUUUUAUUAUAAGAAUCUUAGUUCUGAUCUAUGUUUAAGGAACAACAGCUCUUUUACAAUUGCCAUCAUCUGCUGAUAACUGUGGUUGAUAGUGUUCUGUUAUUUCUUUGUAUUGUUUAGACCGACCGAAUUGGCUGGUGGUUGAAAAUGUCCUUGCAUCAUGCAGCAAUAUUUUGAGAAUAUUGAAAAACAUUGUUGAUUUAUGUAGAUUGAUACCCAUAGAGUCUACUGAUGCAUGUAACAAAGCCUUUGUUUAAUGAGAAAGAUAUCAUAGACUUCAUGCAGAUCAGAGUAACAGAAUUGGGGAACUGGAAAAGUAUAUAUGGGAUUAAGAAAAGGAGAGUCCACUUAAGAUAUAGCUGUAUAUUACUCACAUUUUUUGAACAUUCAAAAACACCUUUAAAAAAAUCUAGAUAGGUCGUUGUACUUGAAAAAUGAUUUGCAGUCCUUCAUUUGAGAGGCAGUAGUUAUAUAAUUCGCUUAACAUUUAUCAAUGAGAAUGGCAAGCCCAAUACAUUUGGUUUGGAGUGUUUAACAAUAUAGACUAUUUCAGAAUGUCCUUUUCUGGCAGAAAUAGGUUUGUGUUAGUGAGUCUAGAUUCUAUAAACCAAAGCUGCUUCUUUUUCUAUCAUAUAAAUGUCCAUGGAAGCUGACCUUUCCCAACUCAAAGAGCAAUAUGACUUCAGAUAAACAAUUCAGAGUUCCCUCAUGGUGGAUUAAGUCACCUAACUAGUAAGUUAGUGGUGUCAAGAUUCUCCAGAAACACACACUGAAACUUGCCAAAGUUCUAAGCUAGUGUCUUCCUUUUAUAAUCUUUUCCCAUCUGAUUGUGUUGAUUGAUUCAAGAUGAACAGGUUCUAGGCAACUAGGUGGCACAGUAGAUAGCAUGCCAGGUCUUAAGUCAAGAAGCUCCUCUUCUUCAGUUCAAAUCUGGCCUCAGAUACUUACUGUGUGACCCUGGGCAAGUUACUUAACUGUGUCUGUCUCAAUUUCCUUGUUUGUAAAAGGAGCUGGAGAAGUAAAUGGCAAAUCACUGCAAUAUGAUUACCAAGAAAACUCCAAAUGUAUCAGGAAGUCUUACACAACUGAAAUUACUGACCAACGAACCCAUUAUUUUUAUACUCAGUUCUGACUGAUUCAGUUUUUAAAAAGUUCUUCUUGUCAGGCAUCAGAGCCCAAAUGAAGUGAUUUCAACCCAACCUUUACUUUUAGCCAUAGUAGGAAAGAGUCACUCUAUGAAUUGAUUUAGUUGAGCUCACCAGGGUUUUUUCACAAUGCUGUUGUACUGAAAACAUAAUGGAGGAGCCAAGUGAUUACUCAGGCUUGGACUUUUGUACUGAAGGCUAACAGGAAGUUAGCCAAUGACCCCAGUCUUUAAUCUCUUAAACCAGAUCCUUGUGGCCAUUAUUUAUCAGCCUCCAGGACAUUCUCCUUCUUUUCCCAAUGAAAUUAGUACUUGGCUCAUAAGCUUUCCACCAGGACUGCUCCUAGGAAAGUAAAGUUCAACACAGACACCAAUAUUCUCUUAACACUCUUAACUUCCAAGUUCUUCAAACUACUCAAGUCCUGGGAUAACUUCCUCAACUCCGUUUUAGUCCUUCAUCUUGUUAGCUGCUUAGAAACACCUCAAAGGGUUCCACAUUCAUGACUAACUUCCUAAUGUCCUCAGUACAAAAGCCCUAAUUCCUAAUUAUUUGAACUGGCAAUAAACAUAUUAUGAAAAUAUCUCAUAUGACAAGGAAUAUUUUUUUAAAAGGAUGAGAAAAAUAAUCACCGAACUCUAUCAGUACAUUUAAAAAAAAAAACCCUGCAAACACUUGCAUCAUUUCAGAACUGUAGACCUCCUACCUCUACAAAGAAAUGAGGGAAAAUGUUUUCUUCAUGCCUCUUCUUUGGGGCCAUGUUUUUUUUUUUUUGGUCAUGUUUUGCAAAGUUCACGUUCAGUUUUCCUGUGCUUAUUUCCAUCGUAUUUACCUUUCUUGGUAUCGUUCAUUUUAUUUUGGUUCAGUUUAUGUACUUCUAUACUGUCGUUUGUAAUUUUUUACAGCACAGUAAUAUUCCGUUACAUUUAAGCAAGGCAAUUUGUUUAGUCAUUCCCUAUUUGAUGGGCAUCAACUUUGUUUCAAGUUCUUUGCCAUGCCACAAAGUACUGCUGUAGAUAUUUAAGCUUUUUAUUUGGGACUUUGUUGGGGUAUAAGCCUGGUAGUAGAAUCUCGGGUCAAAAAUUUAAUAUCUUUAUUUGCAUAACUUCUUAUUGCUUUCCAAGAUGGAUGUCCCAACUUUUAAACUCUAUCAGUAAUGCACCAGCGUACAUCUCUUCCCACAAUCCUGUCCAGCACGGACUGUUCCCAAGGAGUCGUGGGGGAAAGCUUAUUUCUGUGGCUAUUACUACACUAAAAUUUCUGAACUCUGCAGUAGGUCCUUCCAUAGGGGAGAUUGCAGCCUCCUUAAUCCGCCCUCAAGCCAUGGGACAGCUCCACCCCUAGCGAUCAUUGGUCAGUUGGGGCGCACGCACUCAUUAGGUGCCUGCGCAGGCGCAGUGCCUUCUAGGAGGCAGGGGCCCUGCCCUCGAGGAGUUUACGGUCUAACCAGGGAGACAGUCUUGCUUGCGGGCUUCAGGAGGAGAGGGCCAGACCCAAAACGCUUCGGUGGCCUCUGGUAUAGGCCAGCGCUGCUCGCCUCCUAGCGGCCUGACGGAGCCGGCAUUUUACCUGGAGGCAAACUUCCGGUGCGGCCUCGCAGCGGAGAAGCCGGAACUGCUUAGAAGAGCCUCGGCGUCCUACCCAUUUCCGCUUCCGCCCGGGCCAACCCUCGCCCCUACUUGGUCGCCGUCUUUAGGGGCGCGCGACCCGGGCGCCGUUUGGUUUGAAAUCUGGUUUCCCUGGUAACAGGGAAGAGCAUCGAGGAGUACGCCAGGCCCAACGUGCCCUCCCCCAUCCGAGGCUCUGUCGCUCAGAACGAGGCCUUUCCCUCCAGCCCCCUGUGAGGUAGCUGGGAGGCACCGCCCCCCACGCCCGCCCCCUGAAGGCGCGAAGCUAGGAGGCGAGGCAGACGGAGCGUGAGGCGCCUUUGGAAUGUUUCUCCGGAUCCGCACCCUGAUUGGCGAACGGCGCGGGGUCUGCCCCCGACUCUGGGAUUGGCUGCUCUGGGCCGCCCCGGAGCUGCUGUUCAGGCGACGAUAGGCCGGUUUGAGUGCAGCCGGUGACGGGGAAAGAUGCCCGGGGUCCUGCCCAGUGAGAGCCACGGGCUGCUGGCGGCCAGGGGGAGCCCCAAGAAGAGCCGCCUAUCUCUCAAGUUCUUCCAGAAGAAGGAGACCAAGAGGGCCCUGGACUUCACGGGGGAUGUGCAGGACGAUGAGGAUCGUGGGCCUCCCGAGGCGGGGGGAGCCGGAGGAGCAGCCGCCCCCGAAGUUGAUCAAGUGGUGCCCGCAACUGGAGUGGCCCAGCCCUCCCCCUUGGGCACCUGCGACAAGAGGGAGACCCUCCUGCCCUUCGUGGGGCUCAACAACUUGGGCAACACGUGCUACCUGAACAGCAUCCUGCAGGUGCUGUACUUUUGUCCUGGAUUUAAAACUGGAGUCAAACACUUGUUUAAUGUCAUUACAAAGAAGAAAGAAAUCCUCAAGGAUGAAACCAAUCAAAAAGUGGAGAAGGGAAAUGGCAAAGACGACAACCUGGCAAGUUAUGAAUUAAUAUGCAGUUUACAGUCUUUAAUAAUUUCAGUUGAACAACUUCAGGCCAAUUUUCUUUUGAAUCCAGAGAAAUAUACGGAUGAACUUGCUACUCAGCCACGGCGGCUACUUAACACUCUCAGGGAGCUGAAUCCCAUGUAUGAAGGAUAUCUCCAGCAUGAUGCUCAGGAAGUAUUGCAAUGUAUCUUGGGAAACAUUCAGGAAACAUGUCAGCUCUUAAAGAAGGAGGAACUGAAGAACAUGCCAGGAGAGCUGGAGGAAAAGCCUUCUCCAAGAGAAGGCAGUGAAAUUAAUGCCCCAGAUGAUGAUGGAGUGGCAAGCUCUGCAGAUGGGAAGGACAAGAUCUCCAAGGGGAAUGGUAAAAGGAAAAGCGACAGUGAAGUGGGGAAUCCCAAGAAGAAGUCUAAGCUGACCAAGGAGCAGACGUCAUCUGAAGAGAACCAGAGACAGACCAGGUCCAAGAGAAAGGCCACUGGGGACACUGCUCGCUCUGAAAGUUCUCCUGAAGCGACCCCCAAGUGUGCCACUGAAGGUGACCCUGCCCGACCGACCCAGAAGAAAUCAAGACUCAAGCUAAACUGGCUAAAGCCCACGACAAAGCAGCCCAGCAUCCUUUCCAAGUUCUGUAGUCUGGGGAAGAUCACGACGCACUCGGGACCCAAAGGACAUUCCAGAGAAGCCGACGAUGGCGAUCACGAAGAGGAUUUCAAGUGUGAGCCCAGGAGCUACUUGAAAGAUGAGUCUGGGGAGCCUGCACCCCCCGGCAGGAGCAUGGAGGACAAAGAAACGCAGGCCUUAAGAAACAAAGGGAUGGAACAAGUUUGUUUUGAGCUGGUGGAGAAGUUAUUCCAAGGCCAGCUGGUUUUGAGAACUCGGUGCUUGGAGUGUGAGAGCUUAACAGAGAGAAGGGAAGACUUCCAGGACAUCAGUGUGCCGGUCCAAGAGGAGGAGUUUUCCAAAGUGGAGGAGAGUUCAGAAAUUUCACCAGAGCCCAAGACGGAGCUCAAGAGUCUCAAGUGGGCCAUCUCGCAGUUUGCCUCGGUGGAGAGGAUUGUGGGGGAGGACAAGUACUUCUGCGAGAACUGCCAUCAUUACACAGAGGCGGAGCGCAGCCUCCUCUUUGACAAGAUGCCCGAGGUCAUCACCAUCCACCUGAAGUGUUUCGCCGCCACUGGCUUGGAGUUUGACUGUUAUGGUGGCGGCCUUUCCAAGAUCAACACUCCCCUGCUGACGCCCCUGAAGCUGUCCCUCGAAGAAUGGAGCACGAAGCCGACCAACGACAGCUAUGGACUGUUUGCGGUCGUGAUGCACAGUGGCAUCACCAUCAGCAGCGGCCACUACACUGCAUCCGUCAAAGUCACUGACCUGCACAGCUUGGAGCUAGACACGGAACACUUCAUGGUGGACCAAACGGACGAGAUGGGGAAGCCCGACCCCCUGGGCGAGGAGGAAGCCAAGGCUCUGGCCGAAGACUACGACGACGAGGUAGCCUUCAGGGUCAGCGGGAGCUCCCAGGCCAGCAAAGUUCUGAACAAAAAGAACGUUGAGGCCGUCGGACUUCUCGGAGGACAGAAGAGCAAGCCGGACUAUGAGUUUUAUAACAGCCACAAAGCGGCGAAUCCCGAGAAGGUGGUUGGGGCUGCGGCUGAAAGCAGAAACUCCGAGUCCAGCAGCACCGCUGGGGCCCAGGAGCUGGACAGAGACAAGGAGCCCAGCGGCCACAUGGACGCUCAUGCAAACGGGCCCGAAAACAAAGCCUCCUACGUGCUCCAGAGCUUGAAGGAGUAUGAGGGCAAGUGGCUGCUUUUCGAUGAUUCUGAAGUGAAAGUGACGGAGGAAAAAGACUUUUUGAAUUCUCUUUCGCCUGCGACAUCUUCCACGUCCACUCCUUACUUACUGUUUUAUAAGAAAAUUAUAGAGUGAGUGUAUUUUCUUUGUGUAUAUAAACAGAUUGGGAUAAUCUUAUAAAUAGAGGUGACAGCAAGGACUCCUUGAGGUAGCAGCAGCUCAUUUGCCUUCGGAAGCUCCCGGGUUACUACUGGUCUCUAGUUUUCAUAUGAGUAGCGAAAUUUGAAUAAUUGAAAAACCCUGUUAAUUUGUAGAAUUCAUUUUCCACGUUCACUAACCACUCUGCUGGAGACUAGCAAUCUGUGUGCUUCUGAGGACAAACUUGUGUAGUUUCUUGAACAAUUUGUCCAAAUAGAGCUCUUUAAAAACACUUUUUUUAAAGAAGUUUUACACCUGUCUUGUAUUGGCUUUUAAAAAUAAAGUGCUGUAUUUGUAUUUUCCAUAUUUGGGAAUAAUUCUAUCUACUGCCAAAAUGUUUAUAGAUUGUGUGGUUUUGUAAUUAGGAGGCAGCUAUCUCAUUGCAUUUAGUUUUAUGACAACGUUAUGAAACAGAAUCUCUGAAGGCUGUUAGACACACAGAUUCUAGAACUUGCAUGUUCACACCGGUGUUAAUUUUGUGCCUUGAAUCACUUUGGAAGGUAUAUCUCAGAAGGCCUAGGACAGCAUCCUUGCCCAUCACUAUCUUAGGAAGGAUUUUAUAUAUACAUAUAUAUUUAUGAUUAUGAUUUUGUACUUUAGCAGAUCAGCCUAGGUUUGGACAGAGUAGUCUGUAUUUCUUCAUAGUCAUAUUGCUAUAUAAUUUGUAAAUAGGAUAUAAAGAUUUAGAGGUAUGACCUUUAGGCUUUUUUUUUUAAGCAGGGAGGGCGAUUCAAUUUAAAAUGCUUCUUAGCAACUAUGUAUACAAACGCACUAAAGUUUUGUACUUACAGCUUUCUACCCUACAGCAUCUGGUUUCUUUUCAAGAACAGAAUUUGUGUAUAUAUGUGGAAUAAACAUUCAUAAUUACCUUUA
This is a messenger RNA of Monodelphis domestica (gray short-tailed opossum), 8505 nucleotides long. RefSeq names its product ubiquitin specific peptidase 1 (gene USP1). Gene Ontology annotation, biological process: protein deubiquitination; regulation of DNA repair. Lineage: Eukaryota; Metazoa; Chordata; Mammalia; Didelphimorphia; Didelphidae. The record is from RefSeq and is a predicted model, not a curated record. Gene Ontology annotation, molecular function: cysteine-type deubiquitinase activity; cysteine-type endopeptidase activity. Gene Ontology annotation, cellular component: cytosol; nucleus.